Molecule: messenger RNA, 6459 nt
Organism: Varroa destructor (honeybee mite)
Lineage: Eukaryota; Metazoa; Arthropoda; Arachnida; Mesostigmata; Varroidae
Molecular function (GO): zinc ion binding
Source: RefSeq, a predicted model, not a curated record
UACAUUCAACUAUAUUAAUAUUAACUUAUUAUUAGUUUUAAUAAUAACUUCUGAGAAAACAACAUAUAUGUGUUGUAAUAGUUCUGCAAAGAGUGCAGCUCAUAUCGCAGAGUGUACGCAAGUUGCUACUUCAUAAUCUAUAUAACAGUACUCCACUUAAAAAGAUAGUAGUAGAGAAGUAUACAAAUAAGAAAACGGAACGAUUUGAUUAUCGUUUAUUAUGUUAAUAACAGUUAUUCCGACUCGUUAGAAAUUAACUUCCGCCUCUCGAAGAGCGUCUGCUCUUCUGUUUGUAUUGGCGCUCCGUUAUGACGUAAGAUGCCGAAGUCACUCACGAUUGUAUACACAGCUGUAUGAAAGAUUAUAAUUGGGGCAGUGUGGUGGUACAAGAAAAUUUACGUCUCUCUCUAUGUGAAUGAUAGUUUAUUACUAUUAUUAUCAUUAUUAUUGUUACGAUAUAAUAAAGUUGGUGCGGACCUAUGUAAGUGAACCUGUGGACUCCAACAGUAAAAGUGGUAGCUUCGUUUAAACUGUGGACUGGAGCAGGAUUAUUUUGGUAGGUGGGAGGAAUAAACCAGGACAUCUUUUCAUUCCGUAUCGUUUAGUUACACGUCUGUAAACUGUCAAGAGCGAAUAAUGGGCAAAAAUGAUAUAAGAAUGCUCAGUUGAGUAUCUAAAUGUGUUUAGCUAUUUCGUCUUGACUUCUGGUAUGAAUGUUUAGAACUUGUUGGGUCCAUGAUUGGCAAGGACAAUCAGUCUCAUUCUAUCUGUGGCUAAAAUAUGCGAUCGCAAAUGUUGGGGGCCACAGAUGGUCACUAGUACGCCGAAGUUUUAUUGACUUGAUAAUCGGGCUCAGGAGCAAAAAGAUAACCUAUAGCAGGUCUUUCAUGUUCAUACAUUUUAACAUAUUUCAAUAAAUGGUUAUGAAGAAAUUGAACCAUAUUAGCAUUGUCUCGCCCUGUCUUUUUACCUGUUUCUUAUUCUAUCGGACCGUGUCAUUAUUAUGUUUUAUUUAAUUAACAUUGUGGUUAGUUAAAUCAGUUGAUUUACCUCUAAUUGCAAAUAAGCCUCUGCUGUUGAAUUUGUUUAGCUUGCUCGCUUGCCAUGUUAAGAUCAAACCUUUAAAUGCGGUCGAUGUAUUUCAUAAAAUCUAUUUAUUAAAAACUAUAAUAAAUAUACUAUAAAUAAGUGAGGCUCCGUCUAUAGCCGUUGAUAAGUACAGCAAAUUAUUGUUUGAGCUAAGGAAUCAACAGUUGAUACGCUACUGAAACAGCUCUGUCUAAAACAGUGAAGACGGUAGAUUCAUUUGGGCUUCAGUAUCAUAAAAGGGACCUUAAUGUCAGUAAAAAAAGCGAGCUGUUUUCAAUACUGGACACCGAUUAAUAUGGGGUAAAAUUCACUUCUGUUGGAUUGAGAUGAAUUACCGGCGAGAUAGUUCUUAUUUAGUUUUUAAGGCUAUAAUGUCCAUAUAUAGGAAUCUAUACAAAUGUAUUCGCUCACUAUAUUGUAAAUUGCAUAUAAAAUAAAAAACCCAAAUGCUUAGUUCUUUAGUAUGGAACUGGAGCACACAGUGAAGAACCGUGCCUCUCAGAGACCACCGUAAUUGUCCACGGUUUAAAUUCUGUGACAAAUCCUCAUAUUUCUAUUGUGCGUGACGACGGGGUUAGGGGCUAUAUCUUUGGAAUGAAUAAUGGUUCUAGUUAAGUUUUGUUCCGUCAGACGGCGGAUGGCCUAGCCGAGAACUUAGAGGCCAUGUCUCUGUUUUAUCGAGCUGUGCAUUGGGAUGGAAUCGGAGCAUCGGCCAAUGGCGAAUGGUGGUGCGACGUGUUUGGUCCGUACGAUAUUCCGUUAGAUCCAAUGACGCAUCCGUCCACAGAGGCUUCCUCACACAGAGGAGUUGGCCCCUUUUUGAUGCGACUGCAGAAGGGUACGCAAGGUCAUUUUAUGCUAGCAUGCAUCCGAUGUCACCGAAAGAAGAACCCCUGCAGGGUGUACGCAGUGCUUAACCUUGAUGGAAGCUUUGUACGAAGGCGGCAUCUACAUAAUCACCUGCCCGAAGCACAACUUCCUACACCACUAUCAGGGCAUAUGCAGUUACCUGCUCCGCCAACCUUCGAGGAGGUGGUUUCCAUUGUGCUACCACCUAUAAGUCGAGGUCCGCGCCAGGACGUGUUGGAAGAUUUCGAUACGAAACUAUCAACUUGGGACCCGAAUACCCAACAAAUGGUCGAAACCCAAAUCACAUUGGAAAACAGUGGGAAUAUUGCAAAAGGUGCCCGGAUUGAGAUUAUCGAUGGCAAGAAAGUCUUCUACUGCCCGGUGCCAACGUGCAAUUACACCUUCGGGAACACGCAAGCGGUUCAUAUUCACAUGAGCGUUCAUGUCAGAGGUCGGCGAAUGGCCAGUGUACAAGCGAGCGAAAGGUUGUGCCCGUUAUGCCGCAUCGAUAUGGGCAGUCACGAGAUUCUAGUUAGGCAUAUCGUUGACGACCAUGAUACUCGGCUUGAGUGCACAGAGCAUGAAUUCGAAACGAUGGACGACUUCAAAAAUUGGAAGUCGCGCACAGAGCAGGAAGAUAUGGCAACGUUCACAAAUAUCGGGCAUCGGCGAAGCGGCGUGUACAAUUGCUGUCGCACAGGACGCAAAUUGACACAGGAUGAGUACAGUAUGCACACGGCCUACCGAAAACGACUCGGUGUAGAAUGUCCAGCGGCCAUGUUUGUCACGGAAGUUGGUAACAGAGUCAGUGUGAUCUAUUGGCGUACACACAUUGGUCACACUCCGAAUAUUCUUGACGUCAAAGUGUCGGAUGAACAACGCCACUUUAUCAUGGAGUUGCUUAAAAAGGGCUAUAAGCGACGGGCGAUCGUCGCAGAAGCUGCCAAAAAAUAUUUUGGUCAACCGCUGAGUCGAAGUUUCAUCCUCGACCUUAAAACACUUAACCAGCUGUGCAAUGUGCAUAGGAAGUUCAGUGAUAAACGCUGUACGAUCGACGUGCCUUAUAUGUCGGAAAAGGGCUACAACAGUGACUAUCUACGGGUGCGUCUAGUGCGCAGAGUUCGUGAAUGCCUGGAAUUAUUGGCUCAGCCUGAUGACGAGAGUCACCGAACGGCGGAAUCAGAGCGAGUCAAACAUAAGAUUGAUGCAGAGUUUAGUCAUGUGGUAAGGCAUGAAGUCACGGGCCAUGUGCAUGUUUAUCGGCGAACGCUACAAUCAGACGGAGCCGAAAGUAACGUCGUCUUUCCGAGAAAAGCUCCACAUGAAAGCUGCGAAAAACGCUGCGAGGACUGCCGAGUGUGCGUACAUAGAUAUGGCUGCACUUGUAAGAAGUUUAUGCUCGAGGAUCAUAUGUGUCCACACGUCCAUCUGGUGGCGAGCAAGGAGGGAAGCCCUGGACCGUCGUGGGUAGAUCCAACUCUUCAGGAGGACACUGUUGGACUGCAAGAGGCCUUGCGACGAUUACAGCGUGUCAAUCAUCGAGAACGCCUUAAGACACUUCGGCCUCGUAUUGAUGAGGUGAUAACUCUUCUCCAGGGGGAGCUAAAUGUCAAUCUAGAUCAAUUGGAUGAGUUUUUAAGUAGCGGUCUAAUGCUUCUACGAACAUCUCGUCCACGGCAACCGACUAGAGAUGAUGAGGCCGGGGAAACUCAGCCUUUAGCACCAAAAGAGCUAUUUCGCUUGGUGCGAGAUCGCCACCCCGAUUAUACGGCCUUACAGUUCACAGAUAUGCCCCAAAAGUGGAAGUCGGGCACGAUCAAUGUCGACAAAAUGUUGGCCUUAGCUGAUGAACGGGUUGCAGCAAUAAACUCUGAGGACCAACAGGAAGCCUGCAGGAACGAAGUAUGGGAUUUUCCUAUGGACGAAGUGCAUAUCAAAAUUGAGCCAUUGAGUCAAACAAAAGCAGUGGCCAUUAAGACAAGCGCAAAAUAUGGUGGACUUAUUCAUGAUUGCCACGGUCAUCUUAAUUCCGACGGUCUAACGAAGGGAAUGGUUAAACGAGCAAGACGUAGUUUCCAAUACCGUGUCAACAAUGAAAAGAUAAAUCCGCAGCCAGCCAUUAAUCCAGCUCUAAAAAGCGACUCGCUAAAACGCAAUAGCGAACAGCUGAAACGGCUGAAAAAAGCCAAACAAAUUCUGGCCACUAAAGGCCCAAAAUCAGAACGUUCUCCAGGGUCUACACUAAUGUCAAGACUAUCAACUAAGGCUCGUCGGCGCUGGGGACUACGGCGAGCCCCGUGGAUCGAGCUACCUAAUUCUGCACCUUUGUUAUCAGAGCAGUCGACCGGUACUUUAAUCGUAUCUCAGUCGCCACCUCAAGUCAUUAAUAUACUAUAUUCUCGAUGGCCCGGAUCUUUCCAGAUUUCUCUCCGGAUUCUCGAAGGUUUCAAAGGAUUCAAACGGCCCAAGCGCGGUAGGGCUACGAAGCCGGCUUCCACUUCAGUAGUUAGGAUUGUCGAACGACAGGUGGUGAGUAGUGGAUGAUCUAGACACCAGAAUGUGCGAAAGAGAACACACGAACUACGAAAAGAAGACACAUAUAUAGGAUAAUCCCAAACGUCAGCAGAAAGUGGCACCGAGGAAUCGAAGAAUAGUCGGAAUCUGAGGAAGUAGAUCGGUGGUCAAGUGGGCCGAUUCAGUCAUGCUGCUCGGGACGCUCGGUUCAGAACAGCUGAAUUUUACAUCAGCCUACGCUUGUAAGAACUGCGGCGUUAUUUGUGCGUAUGGAAACGGUUGGAAAAACCUGCUUGUACCCGUGAUGGUGCAGUGUUGAGAUAUUCGCUUAUGAAUUUUAAAAAUAUAGGACGAUGUCUUAAUUCUAAGUUCGAGACCGGGAAUUGACACAGCUCUUUAUCUGAGCAAUAAAGAAAGGCUAUAGAUCUAAUAUAGCUCCAUUUGUUAACUAUUUUCAAAUUGUUCAUUUAGGGCCCUCCUAUUUUGACAAUUACGGAACCAGUGGUGGGGAAAGUUACUGUUUUUGAAUUUGCCGAGCCGUGUGUAGCAAACGGCCUACAUACAUAUUGUCUGCUACAUGAAAAACGUGUUUUUUAGAAUACCUGAGGGAUGUGCCCUACGAGCGAGGCUUUUGAGACUAUGACGCGGUUUGGGUUCAAACCCGACAGACAUACGUUAUUUUGUGGAGGUCCAGCGAAAUCACUGCAGUUCUGGAAAAAAAAAAACUCAAAAACUUUUACAAGUUUCAUGUUGUAUUAACUACACAGGAUAUCAGACGACGAAUACAAACCUGUAUGGAUACCUAUGACGACUGCAAGCAAACGCUACAAGUCAAAUUUUACAAUCCGUACAAUAAUUAGUGUUACUUUACAUGUGACUUUACAAAAUUGUGUUACUUUAGACUAACGUAUUUUAAAAAUAGGAACUUAUGCAAAUUUUUAAAAGAAACAACUUCACGGUUAGCUUAGAAGAAAAUAUGAGAUCUACUGUGCCUCCUAAAAAUUAUUACGAGCAACCCAAAUUAAUUUUUACUAUAGUAGAAAAUGAUUGGAAAGAUUGCUUGAAGAGCUACAUUUUAGAAAACAGCGUUAUCCAGCAGCACCUGGGGUUCCAAAAUAAAUGGAGGAGAUUCCGUAAGGAAGUGCAGAUUUUCAAAGCAGAUUCAAGCCCUAUAUUGACCUUGACGCUAUAGUUAUGAUUUUGAUGAAGAAACGAUUGAAAGGUGUCGCGCCUAAUUUCUUUAAGCGACCAAUUGCAGUGUGUUUCUGCGUGUAUUUCAGAUCGAUUAAUCAGCAGCCAGCGAACCGGCCGCUGACAAGCAGGCGCUACUUUAUGUGACAUGACGGUAUUUAUUUAAAGCACUGGUGUGUAGCGAGAUUCCUUUGAGGUCCGUCGUUCGGUCUAAUAAAACGAAGCUACCCCGAAGCAACUACUUGGGGAAAGGAUUUUCGUCAAAAACUUAUCUGCCAGGUCUGCGGUGUGACUGAUGAGAACCAUGGCAGCAAUUUGAAGGACGAAAGCAAAAAAAAACGAUGGAAAUAUCUGUCCAGCCGUUGCCUAUACUUGAGAAAGUGCAACACCGUAUCGCAGGUACCAGUCUCUGGCGCAGGCGCAGUCCAAGAGCACAAGUAAAAAUAGUUAACUGAAGUUAAAAUUAGUUAAAAUUUCGGAUGACAUUUGUAGGUCAUCACGGACCGCCAUAACAAAAAAAACAUUGUGAAAGUGCUUGUUUGAAUGCUUGGCUUACAACCUAUGCCUAUUACACUAUUACAGUUCGUCAGCAAGAACUACAUGGAACAGCAGCACAAAUUACUAUUUAUGAAUACAUAAAUUUACGCACACCAUCAAGCCAAAGAUAGCAUUCACCGUUAUUAGGGAUAUAGACCAGCUCAUGGACAGAUCGGACAGCUGCUGAGCUUUGCAAGGGACUCUCAACUAUGGCUGCGUAGAAACGGACAAUACGUUUGUGAUUUGUGUCAAAAAAGUCUAACACAUUGAGUCAAUGGU